This is a messenger RNA of Annulohypoxylon truncatum, 1580 nucleotides long. RefSeq names its product ferrochelatase-domain-containing protein. Lineage: Eukaryota; Fungi; Ascomycota; Sordariomycetes; Xylariales; Hypoxylaceae. Gene Ontology annotation, molecular function: protoporphyrin ferrochelatase activity. The record is from RefSeq and is a predicted model, not a curated record. The transcript has 3 exons. Bases 168 to 1427 code for a protein of 419 amino acids. Gene Ontology annotation, biological process: heme biosynthetic process.
GCAAGCUUCCCAAUGUCGAUGACUUGGCGAUAUUCCAGAAAUGCAAAUCGCCACUAAUCUCUCCACCGAACUAUUCAAUUGUCUAGAAAUUUCGUAUUUAAUGUUUUAAGGUGUCGCCAUUUCAAAUUAUCCUAGACUGAGAAUACAGAGAAACAAAUUCGUGCAAUAUGGCUUCUCGCCGUUCCGUCGCACAGCUCUCGCGCAGAGCAGCUGGUACUGCUAGUUCGUUGAGCCUACGAUUAUCGAAUAGCGCGCUGCAAACGAGAUCAUUCGCAACGCCCGUGCCACCUGUUACACAAAAUGCGACUGGCUCAAAGGGCCCAACGGCCAUGGUAUUCUUGAAUAUGGGUGGUCCCUCGACUCUAAAUGAAGUUGGCGACUUUCUAAGCCGAUUGUUCGCAGAUGGUGACUUGAUACCAUUGGGAAGACUGCAAAACUACAUCGGUCCUCUCAUCUCGAAACGAAGAACACCGAAGAUCCAAAAACAAUACGCAGAGAUUGGAGGUGGUUCGCCCAUUCGAAAGUGGUCGGAAUAUCAAAACGAAGAAAUGUGCAAGAUUCUCGACCGGAUAUCGCCCCAGACAGCGCCGCACAAACCCUACGUCGCAUUUCGCUACGCAGAUCCUUUGACCGAGGAGAUGUACAAUCAAUUGCUGGCAGAUGGCUUCGGGAACGGUAAGGGAGGAAGAGCUGUGGCGUUUACACAGUAUCCCCAAUAUUCUUGCUCCACGACAGGAAGCAGUCUUAACGAGCUGUGGAAAUGGCGGCAACGGCUAGAAGGCAAAGCUGGACCUGGUACCAUUCAAUGGAGCGUCAUCGACAGGUGGCCGGUACAUCCGGGCCUGGUUGAAGCUUUCGCCCAUAAUAUUGAGAAAACGCUGGCGUCAUAUCCAGAAGACCGCCGAAGCCAAGUCGUCUUAUUAUUCUCCGCCCACAGUUUGCCAAUGACGGUAGUAAAUCGAGGUGAUCCGUAUCCUGCCGAAGUUGCUGCAACAGUGUAUGCUGUAAUGCAGCGCCUGAAGUUUUCUAACCCUUAUAGACUAUGCUGGCAGUCACAGGUUGGUCCUCAGCCAUGGCUAGGCCCUCAAACUCAAAUGUCGGUCGAGGAAUACGUCGCGAAGGGACAGAAAGAUCUCGUCCUUAUCCCUAUUGCAUUUACCUCAGAUCACAUCGAAACACUCUUCGAGCUCGACAAGGAGGUCAUCGGGGAGUCCGGCCACGCGGACACCGUUAAGCGGAUAGAAAGUCUCAAUGGCAGUCCCAUCUUCAUCGAUGCUCUCGCAGACCUCGCAAAGACUCACCUAGACAGUGGCAUCUCAUGCUCUUACCAGAUGGGUCUAAGGUGUCCUGGCUGUAAGAGUGAACGGUGCGCCGAGUCGAAGAAGUUUUUCGCUGCACAGGAGAACACUUCUACAGCGUCAGUAUAGAGCGCAUAUUUCUAGGAUUUCGCAGGUUCUAAAAAUACUGCUAUUUGGUAGUUGGGAGCAGUUCAAAACACUACUCCAGUAUUACUUGUCUCACUGUUUGCGUAUAUCUAUAUAUUUUACUCUACCAGCUCUACCAGCUCUACCAGCUCUACC